Messenger RNA from Penicillium odoratum, 2484 nucleotides. RefSeq lists its product as uncharacterized. The record is from RefSeq and is a predicted model, not a curated record. Gene Ontology annotation, biological process: mitotic DNA replication checkpoint signaling; DNA replication initiation; mitotic G2 DNA damage checkpoint signaling. NCBI's taxonomy places the organism in Eukaryota, Fungi, Ascomycota, Eurotiomycetes, Eurotiales, Aspergillaceae. The annotation marks the transcript as partial. The transcript has 4 exons.
AAGUUCGUCCGCAAAUUGCUGACCAGUCAACCUUUAGACAAGGAGCAGCCGCUCGCAGGAGCGGUGAUUUGCUUUACAGCGGUCACUUUAGAAUAUAGGACUCAACUCUUAAACAUUGCGAAGGAAAUGGGCGCAACUGAACGACCUGACCUCACCUCCGAAGUAACACAUCUCCUCGUCGGAGCAACCGAAUCCGCAAAAUACCGAUUCGUCGCACGCGAACGAAACGACGUUGCUGUGGUCCGACCAGAAUGGAUCGAGGCGGUGCGCAAAUCGUGGGUGCUGGAUGAGGAUACCGACAUUCGCGCCCUGGAGAUUGAAUACAAACUACCUACGUUCUUCGGCCUGACGCUAUGUAUUACUGGAUUCUCGGAUAUGGGUCUUCGCACAAAGAUGCACGACACUUCCGUGGAGAAUGGGGCGGAGUUCCGGAGAGACUUGACCAAGAGCGUCACCCAUCUCGUUUCGCGGACUGCUGAAGGAGAGAAAUACAAAUUUGCGACACAAUGGGGAAUAAAGGUUGUCAGUGAAAGGUGGUUCUACGACUCAAUUGAGCGCGGGAUGAUCCUAGACGAGGAGAAAUACCAUCCACUGGUGCCGUCAGAGGAACAAGGCGUAGGGGCAUGGAAUCGAUCCUCGCUCAUAUCACCGAGCAUCUUAAGAAAACAAAAAUCUGCUCCAAAUGGGGGCUCGGUUGAUACACGACCACGAAAAAAGCUACGCAGGACCGCAAGUACCAAGCUGGCUGGUCAAAACGAAAACAUAUGGGGUGAUAUCAUUGGUGCUGGCUUCCUGAAUAACGACACGACUGAUUCAGUCAACAACGAGGACGAAGAUGGCGAUUCACCACCUCCGAAACCUGUCUUACAAGCUGCCAAAUCUUUCGCGAGCGAGUCGGUCUUCAGUCAAGCCGCAGCAUCGGAAGCAGCGAAAGUGCCCGAAGGCUUCCUUGGGGGGUCAUAUUUCUAUCUUCAUGGAUUUUCUCCCAAGCAGAUGGGAGUAUUGCACCGCCAUCUCGGGUUCAAUGGAGCUCAAUGCGUAGCAUCUUUAACCGAAUUCUCUCGCCCAAGUAUCCCGAAGACAGGCCACGGUCUAUACAUUAUGGUGCCAUAUCAGACUCUCAAAUCGCAAAUUUCAUCAACAGAAGACAUGGCAUUUGAAUGUGAGGUCGUCACGGACAUGUGGCUAGAAAAAUGUUUGCAUGCACGAGCACUGGUUUCGCCAGAAUCCCACGUUGCUAGCACACCUUUCCCUAGAUUUCCGAUUCCAGAAUUUUCAGGAAUGCGAGUAUGCUCCACUGGAUUCAGUGGCAUUGACCUUCUUCAUGUAUCCAAGCUGGUUGAUCUAAUGGGUGCCUCUUAUGAUGAAGUGCUUACGCCGCAGGCCACGAUCCUGGUUUGCUUCGACCCUCAAACUGCAAGUCAGAACAAGUUACGCCAUACCAGAGAAUGGAGAGUCCCAGCAGUAUCCGCAGAAUGGCUUUGGAGCUCAAUUCGGACUGGCCAAAAGGAGCCAUUUGAACCAUAUUUGGUUCAAAAACAGACUUCUCAACCCCAAGGCAGCGAGGAAAAACUUGGCGCUGCCUUUGAAAAUGAUGAUAAUGCGCACCAGCAGGGGCAUACAACUCGCGAUAGACAGUCCAAAGCCCCAGAGGGGGUGGCCAAUGAACAGAUAAGCCAAGUUUCAAGAUCCGCGAAAAUCAAUCGAACGCGGAUGAUGCCUAUCAUCGAUGACGGUUUCUCAAAAGAAGACCAUGAUGAUGCUCCCAAGCCGUCUAUACCGGAUUCUCGGUCUCCAUCCCCGAGCAGAAAAGAUGAUAGGCCAACAACUAGUGGCUCUACCACUAAGCAACCCGAUCUAAACCACUCAGAAACCGUACCAUCUGCGUUGGACACCGCACUGAAGGGCCUCCUACAGCAAGCCCAAGCUGCCAAAUCCCGCAAGUCAAAGGAGGACCCAGCCACGACCGAAGAAGGUAGCUUCCCACUCCGACGAAAGCGCAAACCUCUCUUGGGUCGCGCCCCAUCACACUCCUCCUCUAAAGUCGACAACCAAGCUGCACCAUCCAGAGCCAGCUCCAUUGACACCCUCAACGACGAUGGCCUCGGCCCCUCCCUCGAGAGCGCCGGUCCAACACGAGCCAACUCCAUCUCCCGUCCACCCAGCCGCGUCAACAACGAUGAGAGCCUAUCCUCAAUGUUCAGCGGUGCAGGCGGGAAAUUUGACUUCUUAGCCGAUAAACAAGCUAAUCUCAACGAGAACGGGGAAGAUGAGGAGAACACCGAGCCCCAGAUGACACAGCUAGACUACGAAGAUGCCGAUGCAGCAGCUAUGAGAGCGGAAUUCUUGCGUGAUGCGGGCAAGGUAGCUCGAAAGCCUAAUCAGGCUGAUCCAGGUUUGUUACUGGGAGAGGUCAAAGAAUUGGAGGAUUUUGGAUGGGGGUCUGGACGGAGGACAAGGAAACAUCUUAGAGAUGAUGAUUGA